AUGGCCUAUUGCGAUCGUUGCGACCGUUGGUUCAACUCAGAAUACGCUUACAAUGCACACCGACGCGACUCUAGCAGCCAUUACAUGUGCUGGAAAUGUGACAAGGACUUUCAAACCAGUACUCGACUUGACCAACACUUGAGGCAAUCGAGUAGACAUAACUAUUGUACCUAUUGUGAUGAAGACUUUGAAGAUCAAGAUGACCUCAAUGAACAUUAUGAAGACUGUCAUGAAUUUUGUCACUCUUGCAAUAUGUGGCUUGAAACGGCCAAUGAUUUAGUGGAGCAUAAUACGGAAGAACAUUAUUACUGUGUAGAAUGCGACCGCCUAUUCAUGAAUUUGAACAAUCUUCAAAAUCAUCGUAACUCUUCAAUCCAUCGUCCUAGGAACAUUACUUGCCCAGGAAAUGGGUGUAACGCUCAGUUCGUAAAUAAGAGCGCUCUGCUCUUGCAUUUUGAAGGAGGCAGUUGUAAAUCUGGACUUACUCGCCAAAAGCUAAACCGGCUCAUUGCAGAGCGCGAUAGCUCCAACUUUAUAACCAACCCGAACCGACUCCUCACUGGUUCGACCGAGACUUGGGCUACCCAAAAAGCUUGGAACGGACAUGCAUACGAAUGCUAUUUCUGUCACAAGGAAUUCCGCUCGCUUGCUCAAUUGAACCAGCAUCUUGCAAGCCCCGUGCACGAACAACCCCUAUACCAUUGCCCUAAGCUUGGGCACGGCUGCAGAGCUCAGUUCAAGACGGCUAGUGGGCUCUGUCAACAUAUUGAGGAUGGAUCAUGUGGCGUCGCCAGGUUUAAGGCGAUUCAGGAUAGUAUGGAGAUCCUGGUUCGUGGAGUUAGACGCAUCGCCUUUUAA
Molecule: messenger RNA, 858 nt
Organism: Rhizoctonia solani
Lineage: Eukaryota; Fungi; Basidiomycota; Agaricomycetes; Cantharellales; Ceratobasidiaceae
Product: Zinc-finger double-stranded RNA-binding domain-containing protein
Exons: 3
Coding region: 1-858 (285 amino acids)
Biological process (GO): regulation of transcription by RNA polymerase II
Cellular component (GO): nucleus
Molecular function (GO): DNA-binding transcription factor activity, RNA polymerase II-specific; RNA polymerase II transcription regulatory region sequence-specific DNA binding
Source: RefSeq, a predicted model, not a curated record